AUGAUUCAAACCAUAAUUUCAACCGUUGAGGCGAAAGUCAUGCCAAAGCUACCAACCUUAGUAAAGGUUACUGAACAUGUGGAUUCGCCUGCCUCUAUCAACAAGCACGAGGACGUGGUUUAUACGAUCAAUGACCUCCUUCUCGAGCGAGCGAGGACGAUACCCGAAGAGCCUCUCGUGGGGUACCCCGCAUCAACGCGGGGUACGGACGACUAUGUGUAUUACAACGCCAAAGAUCUAAACCGAUUUGCGAACGCGGCUGCGAAAAGCUUGAAUGAUCAGGGGCUGCCGAUAAAUAGUUCCGAGACUGGCAACAAGAUUGUAGCCCUGCUCGGUCCGUCAAAUCUGGACUAUGUCACCUCAAUAUUUGCCUUAACUCGUAUGGGAUACGGCGUGCUUCUCCUCUCGACACGACUAGCUACGGAUGCAUAUGUUUCGCUUCUAGAGAAAACAGGUUGUGUCAAUAUACUGGGCUCUCCCAGUACUGCCAAAUCAAUAGCUGCGAUACAGGAAGUGCGGGAAUGUCAUUCCUUCUCGAUUCCAGAAAGGUCUAGCUAUGACAUCUCGGGUUCCGUCAACCCAUUUUCAGCACCGGCCACGACAUCUACGGCAUCAGAUAAGAUCGCAUUUGUUAUUCAUUCAUCGGGAUCCACAGGACUGCCCAAACCCAUCUUCCAAACCCACAAAGCAUGUCUGUCGAAUUACGCCAACGGCAGUAGCUAUCGAGCAUUCUUGACUCUACCUCUCUACCACAAUCACGGCAUCUCGACAUUCUUUCGGGCCAUUUGCAAGGGCAAGCCCAUUUCCCUGUACAAUGCAAGCCUGCCCCUUUCGGAGACGAAUUUAAUCAAGGCAAUGGAGGCUGUGCAACCAGAAAGCUUUCACGGCGUCCCAUAUGCCUUGAAACUACUGAGCGAAUCAGAACGGGGGAUUGAAACAUUACGAAAAUGUAAAUUGGUUCUCUUCGGAGGCAGUAGCUGCCCUGAUGAUCUUGGAGACAAGUUGGUAAAUGCUGGAGUAUAUAUUGUUUCCCACUAUGGGGCUACCGAAAUGGGCCAGUUGAUGACUUCCUAUCGUGAUCAAGAUGACAAAGCCUGGAAUUUCUUACGGCCAUUACCGUCAAUAGCUCGAUUCCUGCAAAUGGAUCCCCAGGGAGAUGACUCUUAUGAGUGCAUAUGUCUGGACGGGCUUCCCGCAAAAGUCACCUCCAACUCUUCAGAUCCACCAAACUCUUUCCGAACCAGCGAUACCUUCUUACCACACCCAACAAUUCCAAAUGCAUGGAAAUACCUUGGUCGAAUCGACGACCGGGUCACGCUAGUCAACGGCGAGAAAGUGCUUCCAGUUCCAUUUGAGCAUCAAGUUCGACAGAAUGAGUAUGUGAGAGAAGCACUGAUUUUUGGGAUUGGAAGAGCAUUUCCCGGUAUCCUCAUCGUGCCUAGUGAGAAAGCCAUCGGUAUGAGCAAAGCGGAGAUCUUCGAAAAAGCAUGGCCCAGUAUUGUACUUGCCAAUACCAAAGCCGAGGCUUUCAGCCAGAUACAGGAAGAAAUGGUUGAGAUUUUGGAACCUUGUGCCGACUAUCCUGCUACAGAUAAAGGCACCAUGAUCAGACUCGCUUCGUAUCGCAAGUUUGCGGACGUGAUAGAUGCAGUGUAUGAUCGAUUUGAAAAUGGUGUUGUUGCUGAGAUUGGAAAUAAACUGAGUCUGAAUUUUGAUGAACUCAAAGCAUACCUCCUACGACUCUUCUCUACUGAAUUGCACCUCGCAGAUCUGGCAGAGAGUACAGAUUUCUUCGAUGCCGGAGUGGACAGUCUACAGGCUAUCAAAGCUCGAUCAUUCCUAAAACGGGAGCUGGACUUGGGAAAUUCUGAUUUAGAUCAAAAUGUCGUAUUCGAGCAUCCUAGCGUUGAGAAGCUGGCAGCACAUCUCUUUGCUCUCCGGACCGGCGAGGAGUUGGAGCUGGAAGAUGAGAUUCACGCAAUGUCACAACUCAUUGAGAAAUAUUCAUCGUUUGAAGGCCACCUACAACCACAGCAAGAAGUCAUCAUCCUCACGGGAACUACCGGUUCACUCGGCGCUCAUAUUCUUGCACAGUUGUUGCAAAAUGACAACGUCAGGAAGAUAUAUUGCUUGGUACGGGCUAGUACACCCGAAGCUGCUCUCGAUCGCAUUCUCUCCACUUUGGCAGCCAAGCAACUGCCUUUCAAGAACAUAAGCAAGGUCGUCGCACUACCCGCAUCUCUCGACCGCGCGGAUCUCGGCUUAGAUGCUACCAUCUUGAACGAAGUAAAACAAGACCUUACUAAAGUGAUCCAUAGCGCCUGGGCCGUCAAUUUCAACCUCCAAAUCCGUAGCUUUGAAAAGCAGCAUAUCCAAGGUGUUUCGAAUCUCCUGAACCUGUGUCUCUCCAUCAGAGGUUCCACGCCCGCACAGUUCUUCUUCUGUUCCUCCAUCUCGGCAGCUGCCGGAACGCCGCUCCCAGCCACAAUAUCCGAAGCACCUAUUCCGCAGCUGGAAAAUGCUCAGAAUAUGGGAUACGCAAGGUCAAAGCUGGUUGCUGAGCGCAUUAUUGAAUCGGCUGCGAAAAAUACCGGCAUGGUUGCUAAAGUGCUGAGGGUUGGGCAGAUUGUUGGUGAUAGUGCUGUGGGCAUAUGGAACACUACUGAAGCUAUCCCGCUCAUGAUCCAAAGCGCAGUGACAAUGGGUGCUUUGCCUGCGCUUGACGAGACUCCCUCAUGGCUCCCCGUCGACAUCGUCGCACGCACCGUUCUAGACAUCACGAAAAUCAACUCCACUAAAUGCGGAUCAUCAUCAUCAUCCUCAACAUCUGAGCUCCACAACCCAUCCAUAAUCUACAAUCUCCAGAACCCGUCAACCUUCCACUGGACCACCGAUUUCCUCCCCGCUCUCCGAGACGCAGGCCUCGAGUUCGACAUCGUGCCUCAACGCGAAUGGGUGCAGCGGCUACGAGACAGCGACCCGGACCCGGCGACCAACCCGACGAGAAAGCUGCUGGAUUUCUUUGCGGAGAAAUACGAUAAUGAGAAGAUGGGUCGCAAGGGCCUUGUGUUCGCUACUGAGAAGACGGAGAAGGCGAGUGAGACUCUUAGGGGUGGUUUUGAUGUCAUUGGCUCUGGACUGGUGCGGAAAAUGGUGCAGCAGUGGUUGAAGGUAUGGUGA
Messenger RNA from Lachnellula hyalina, 3180 nucleotides. RefSeq names its product Non-canonical non-ribosomal peptide synthetase. The record is from RefSeq and is a predicted model, not a curated record. The transcript is spliced from 4 exons. NCBI's taxonomy places the organism in Eukaryota, Fungi, Ascomycota, Leotiomycetes, Helotiales, Lachnaceae. Gene Ontology annotation, molecular function: phosphopantetheine binding. The coding region runs from base 1 to 3180 and encodes 1059 amino acids.